Tachysurus fulvidraco (yellow catfish) is the source of this 6068-nucleotide messenger RNA. It is a transcript of the gene nfat5b, whose product is annotated as nuclear factor of activated T cells 5b. Gene Ontology annotation, molecular function: DNA-binding transcription factor activity, RNA polymerase II-specific; transcription factor binding; RNA polymerase II cis-regulatory region sequence-specific DNA binding. Bases 1146 to 4463 code for a protein of 1105 amino acids. The record is from RefSeq and is a predicted model, not a curated record. Gene Ontology annotation, biological process: calcineurin-NFAT signaling cascade; cytokine production; regulation of transcription by RNA polymerase II. The transcript has 14 exons. Gene Ontology annotation, cellular component: transcription regulator complex. NCBI's taxonomy places the organism in Eukaryota, Metazoa, Chordata, Actinopteri, Siluriformes, Bagridae.
AUGAUCUUCUUCCUAAAGAGUUGCAGUUGCCUCCUUGUAUUGAGCAGACAAUUACAGCAAUGAGUCAGAACAGUGGAGGAGGGACAAGUUCCCCCCCAACAACUCUCGCUUCAGUACCUAGGUUUAAGGUGAGUUUGAGUAAACCAGAAGUCUGUUGCCUUUGGACAUCAGUACCCAACUGCAGCCAUGAGGCAGGACAUGCUGGCUGUAGCUGAAGGAAGGAAUUUCCCUCUGAAGCAGGGAGUGUCUGCAUAUAAAAUGGUCUGCAGUUCUCUGCUUCAUAGGUCAGAAGCUGGUUUAUUUUGUUUCUGUGGCUAUGCUCAGUCCCAAAAACAACAACUACAACUACAACAAACAGAACAACCUCAAUCUGACAAAAGAAACCCAUCAUUUGUAAUGCAUCAUUUAACACAAUAUUCUAAUCUGGCCUGAGCACAUUAAUGAACUCAUAUGGAUGAAAAAAAAUGAUCGAUAUAAGAUCUUUCUGUAUUAAUUCUAAGUGCAGAGAUGAUUAUUAGGUUAUCUCUAAAGAUCAGGCCGUAUGUUCUACUGUUAAAAGCAGAGCAUUGUUAUGAAAGCUGUCCAUGGGCACAAGCUAUGUAAAAUGUGAGGUCUCCUAGUUUUUUUUUAGAAAGAAUAGAGCUCCAAUCAGCUUAAACAUGUAAUAUUUAUUUAGGUUGCAUUUCAGAAGAAAAAAUGCUUUAUGAUAUUAACCACGAUCUUGUUUUCUUUUAGUAGUUUAUGGCCAUUUACAUUCCUCACACACACUAUGAUGCAUUAAUAAAAAAAAUUUAAAAAAUGGAAAGAAAUUGUAAUUGGACAUCCAAACCACAAAGCAAGCAGUUGUGUGGAAAUUUCGCUGCUUAGCUGGGACUGGUAGCCAAAGUAAGUGAGAAACCUUUAUUCACUGUCUAAUUGUACACACUGCAGAUGCCUCCUCCAUCACCUCCAAGGGAAGUGCCAGCAGUGCUUUUUCCACCUCUUCCAGCUUCGCUGUGCACUCCUUAUGCGCAGAGCAGGAUCCCGGCCCUUCGGGAGAGGUGACUAGCCGCCGGAAGGCAGAUACGCUCUCUGCGGAAGCCAAACUAACCAGGGGUUGUGGAGAGAAGGCUGGAGGAAGCUCUCAGCAUCAGCACCACCAUCAGAUGACCCCUCCCAAACGUCCGGUGCUGAACAUCUCUCCUCCGCCGGAGGACCUGUUCGACAACAGCCACACGUCAGGAUGCCAGGACGAUGCGCUGCUGGAUUCGGAGCAGAGCAACAGCAUCUGGAUGGAAAACUCGCUCUCUAACUUCAGCAUGAUGAGCUCCAGUUCUUACAAUGACAACACGGAGGUUCCACGCAAGGCCCGGAAACGCACACCACGUCAGAAGCCGGUGCCUGUUGAAGAGGCCAGCAUGGAUGUGUUUGAUGCAGACAGUGCCAAAGGUCCACACUUUGUGCUUUCCAAAUUUAGCUCGGAAAACAAGGCUGGUAGCAAAGCGAGUCCUGAGGGAAACCAAGCAUCUGGUCAGAAAGGUGGGAUAUUGUGUGGCCAGUACCCGCAGAAAAGUGAAGGAAAGGAGCUGAAGAUCCUCGUCCAGCCCGAGACUCAGCACAGAGCCCGAUACCUGACCGAGGGCAGCCGGGGUUCUGUGAAAGACCGCACUCAGCAAGGCUUCCCCACUGUCAAGCUGGAGGGUGUGAAGGAUCCUGUCAUCCUGCAGGUGUUUGUAAGUAAUGACGCAGGUCGUGUGAAGCCUCAUGGAUUCUAUCAGGCCUGUCGAGUGACCGGUCGAAACACCACUGCCUGUAGAGAAGUGGACAUCGAGGGCACCACGGUCAUCGAAGUGCCCAUGGAUCCCAGCAAUAACAUGACGCUUUCCGUGGACUGUGUGGGCAUCCUGAAACUGAGGAACGCGGAUGUAGAGGCUCGUAUCGGGGUGGCAGGAUCCAAGAAGAAAAGCACACGUGCCAGAUUGGUGUUCCGGGCGAACAUCCCUCGAGCCGACGGCUCUGUGCUCACUCUCCAGGCUCCUUCCUCUCCUAUAUUGUGCACUCAACCUGCAGGAAUACCCGAGAUCAUGAGAAAGAGUUUACACAGCUGCUCGGUACGAGGCGGCGAGGAGGUGUUUAUCAUCGGAAAGAACUUUCUCAAGGGAACCAAAGUGAUAUUUCAAGAGAACGUCUCGGAUGAGAAGUCCUGGAAGGCAGAAGCUGAGAUCGACAUGGAACUUUUCCAUCAGAAUCAUCUUAUUGUCAAAGUUCCUCCAUAUCAAAAUCUUGCCAUUACCUCUCCUGUGUCUGUUGGGAUCUAUGUGGUGACUAAUGCUGGGCGUUGCCAUGAUGUGCAACCAUUUACAUACGCUCCAGAGCCAGUAAUGGAUGUAUCUGUGAAGAAAGAGACCGGGCCUCCAGGAAAACCCUGUUCUUUAGAACAGAUAAAAGUAAUGGAAAGUGCCUUGCUCGUCAAAACUCUCGUCAAAACAGAAGAGGCGACUCCAAUGGAGGUCUCCAGUAACUCUGCAUCCUUUAAGACCUCUGAUCUUAUGAACUCUGCUCAACAGACCCUAGAAAUGAGCAACAUUUCCAACAACAGCCCUACAUUCACAAACUCUGUAGCCUGCCAACCAAACGAGCAAGAGCAGCCUCAGGGUUCUGUUUUCUCCAACAAGGAACCAUUAAACAAUAUUCAGAAACAAGACACCACCCAAAACAACUCUUUCCAUGUGUCUGGGAAAGCUCUGCUCCAGCAAGGGGCCCAGCAGUUCCUCUUAGACAGUGACCGUCUAGCCCAGGAAAGGUCAGGGACCACAGCUAGUACUUUGGUAGGGAUUGCCCAGAUGGACGACAGUCCGCAGCACCAACUGUCUCUCCUGCCUCCGGAUGAGGUGGCACAGCUCGAGCAGGCGGUUCGCCAGCUGCAGGCGAAGGGGUUCUGCAACAUCCAGCUUCAUUCAGAAGAUUCACUAGUCAAGAAGCAACAGCACCAGCUUCAGCAGAAGCAAAUCCAGCAACAACAAUUACACCAGCAGCAGAUGCAACAACAGCAACAAGUCCUGGAGAACCUGCAACAUCAUCUUUUCCAUUCCCAGGUUCCAAUGCAGUGCAGUCGAGAGCAGCAGGGCUCUUCACCGGGCAUGGUGGAGAACAGUAAUACACUCUUCCAGCAACCACCUUCACAACAGCAACAACAGCAGCAAGCUGUUAUGUAUCACCAAGCAAAAGAUCUCCUCUCCAUGCAAUCUGGAUUUCUUCAGCAAGCCCCUUCUCAUUCUUCUUCACCCCUGUUUCACACUUCAAACCCCUUGGCUGAGGCCCAGUCCCCUCAAGAGGCUCUCUUCCACACACAGAAAACUUCACCCACUCAAGAACAAGUCCAAGCCUCGCUUUUCCAGAACACCAUGAACGUUCUUGACAGAUCCAGCCUGACUGCAGAGCCUCAGCACUCUGCAAAUAGUAUUUUUCUUUCCCAGAAUGCCUUAUCUGGUCAACUUGCAGGAAAUAACAACCAGUCGCAGCAGCUAGCUUUCCUUAGCUCUAUGCAGCCAUCUGGCCUUGAGCCACAACCUGUGUUCCAAGCUACAAGCCAGUUGUCCUCCAUUCAAGAGAGCACACCCAUGGAACAGCAGUCCUCACAACAGGCCUCACAAACUCCGCCAGGUACUCUCUUUCAGACCAUCCAACCAUCGCCAAGUAACAAGCACCAGGCCGGGUUGCUCUAUAACUCCCUGAGCUCAGGAAUGUCUCCAGAACAGCCGCCGUCUAGCCUCAUGUUCACUGGUCAGCCUCAGAUGCCUUCAAUGAAUACCACAAGCCUAAUUUCUUCAGAGCAGCAGAACCCUUCACUGUCCUACCCCCAGAAUGGCAUGAUUGCCGUUAGGCAGGAAGUGCCAUCCGAGCCCAUGUCCUUCCAAGAUCAGAGCACUGCUGUGGACAAUCAAUCUGUGAGUAAGCAACAGCUGUUCCAGGAUCAACAGCCAAUGCAGCUUGCACCGAGUUCAGGCACUGGCUCUCAGCCUUCUGUGAAUCUCUUUAUAGCCCAGUCUGACAUGCCAAGAAUGCCUCAUGCGUCACAGUGUGCCUCACAGGAGGUGCUUUUUGCUGCACCGAGCAGCGUGUCCGGACUUCAGACCACCACGUCGUCACCGGUACAGCAACCUGGAUCUCUGUUCCAGACCACAGUGAAUGGAAGCCUCAGCCAGCCCAACCAGAACCAGCAGCCUAACCUCUUCCUUUAUGAAAUACAGAACGACUGCGGUCAGAUGAUGAACUCCCAAGGAAGCUCGCUGUCGAACCAGAUCAUCGGCAUCAGCCAGAACCAGAGAGAGAACGAUGGGACAAUUCAUUCCUUACUCAACUCCUCCAUGAGCGAAUCUGGGAACGUGCAGAAUUCCCUCACCACCUCACAAAACAUGGAGAAGAUCGAUGACCUCCUUGUGAGCCUUCAGGAGCAAAGCAACAGCUUAUCGCAUUCAUACUAGGACUUCACACAGCUUACAUGGUUUUUAAGGAAACGGCAGAGGAAUCCGCUAACCGACGUCUGUCGCGUAAACCUACACUUUUGUUACUGACUGGCGUAGACGUGAACGUCACGGCACACGUUGGUGGCGUCGGCCUUUAGAUGUAAACGAAGCGAAUCUUAUAAUAGAAGCACUUUUUGUGUGUGUUUUUAAAUGUAGUUGCCUCAGCAGCUAAGUACACUAUAAACUAUUUCUAUAUGGAUCUGUGACUAAUGCUAAUAUUUAUAUUUAAAUUUAAUAUCAAAUAAUAUAAAAUUUAAUCAAAUAAUGAAAGAAAUGCUCAGAUAAAAAAGAAAAAAAAAGAAAAAAGUUUGAACAUGUUAUACGUUUCGCCCCAGUAGCACUUUAGUUUUUUAAUUUCAACUAAAUGAAUGUUUUUUUUUUCUUUUUCUCAUUUCCUGCUUAUGUUUAAAUGUUAGUUCUCUUCAUACACAGAAACACAUCUGGAAAAACAAUGAAAUGUAAUAUAACUUUACGAAGUGGACGUAUCUCACUAAAUCAUGCUCCGCGCUGGAUUUGAUCGUUUAUUAGCGUCUGGAACGCAGAUAAUAAGCAGUAAAUGUUUAUCACGCUGCUUAUUAACAACAAGGGUUAAUAGUGUACGGUUAAUUUUUUUAAUGAAGUUUAAGAUGGACACACUGUCGUAAACACAACUGUUACAGGACAGAAUACUAGCGUUCGGUGUAGCUGAGGAUCGGUCAAGGACUCGACUGAAUCGGCGCCUUUUUUACUAUGAGACUUCUGGCCAGUUUUAUGGCUCAGAGGUUUGACGAUGGAAAAAAGGUUGCUACAUCAUGAAUGAAAGCAGAACAUCCUACAAGUUUACUGCAAAGCUUUUUGUAAAGCUGCCAAUCUUUUCUUUCUUCUUUUUUUUUUAAAAUAUAUAUGCAUACAUUACAAGGGCCCCGCUCUGUGUAAUAUUAAAAGCAAUGGCUCAUUUGAGCUUAUACUGAGCUAAUUACCAUCAGAUUGCUUUUUUAAGGACUUUUUUAUUGCUAGUUUUGAAUAGUGACUAUUCAGACCUCUGUUUAGGUGGAGGAGUGAUCUUUUAGAUCUUUAAAGGAGCCCUGUGUUAGGGGAAGAGCUGUGAACUUAAUCUGGAGAAAGAGCUGUCUGUGAUUGGCCUUCAUCUCUGUACAGGACAGAUUUUCAACAAACUGUUUGUUUCUGUCAUUAAACAUUUUGUGGAUAUUUAACCAUAUUUUCACGUUUGCCAGAAAACUUGUAAAUUAUAUAAUUUAUAUCUCCAAAAACAUUUUAAAAUGGGAGAAAAACGGCUUCUGUUAUAUGUCUUUAAAAUAAAAUAAAAAAUCUAUACGUGACCAUCGAUUAUCAGUAACAUGUUAAUUCAUUGUUUAAACUUUGAUUCCAUCUGAUGAUGUACAGAUUUUUCACACUAGAACAGAUUUAACUGCUGGAUUGAAAAAGUAAUAAAUAUAUUUUCCUUUUUUUUUUUUUGGUAAACCAAGUAAACGUAACAAAUUUUAACAUUUAUGACCUCAUCUGACUUUGGACCAAUCACAUAUUUUCCUCUGUGAUUUUUAUUUUAUGUUAUAUUUAAUUAUA